AGUACAAUAAACUGUUUCCCACUCUGAUUUCAAGCAACAGAACAACAAUUAGGCUUUUAUAAAAACCUGUUCCACAGCCACAGACAAUCAGGAACUCAUCUUUAGACUCAACAUCAUCCGUAUUUCUCUUCCAUAAGUUUCAGUCUGCUCUCAACAAAAGUGUUGGUUCUCAGGAAUUACUUAAAGUGUCAGUGCCUUAUCAUGUCUGUGCUCAAAAUCCUGUGCUGUUUGCUGUUAACCUCUCACCUAAAUGUGGGGAAGAAUAUCAAAGGACACAGAGCAGCGGCCACAGAGCAGAGGGGAGCUCUGAGGAUGAACGAGCUGCAUGUCAGCAGUUCAGUCUUCAGUCUGUUUUUAGAAGGUGAAGACACCUGCAAACUGGACCCUCUGCAGCUGCACACACUCACCUCCUGUGGCUUCAACAGCAGUAAUCCCCUCAUCAUCAUCACUCACGGGUGGUCGUUGGACGGUAUGAUGGAGAGCUGGGUUCACAGGUUAGCCACCACUCUAAAGACACAUCUAAUAGACGUCAAUGUGCUGAUUACUGACUGGCUGACCCUCGCACACCAGCACUACCCCACAGCUGCACAGAGCACCCGCACCGUAGGAAGAGACAUCGCUCACCUGCUGCACUCUCUUCAGGUAAACUUUCAGUACCCUGUUAGAAAGGUUCAUUUGAUUGGCUACAGCCUGGGCGCUCACAUCUCUGGAUUUGCUGGAAGCUAUCUUGAAGGUUCACAGAAGAUCGGACGAAUUACUGGUCUGGAUCCAGCGGGGCCUCUGUUUGAAGGCAUGUCUCCCACAGAUAGACUGUCUCCGGACGAUGCAGAGUUUGUGGACGCAAUCCACACCUUCACCCACGAGCGCAUGGGCCUCAGUGUAGGCAUCAAGCAGGCUGUGGCUCAUUAUGAUUUUUACCCCAAUGGAGGAAACUUCCAACCGGGAUGUGACCUGCAAGACAUUUACGAGCACAUAAGCACCUACGGCCUCCUCGGGUUUGAGCAGACGGUGAAAUGUGCUCAUGAGCGCUCUGUCCAUCUCUUCAUCGACUCACUGUUGAAUAAAGACAAGCAGAGCAUGGCCUACAGGUGCAGUGACCAAAGUGCUUUUAACAAAGGUAUCUGUCUGGAUUGUCGAAAGAAUCGCUGCAACACACUGGGCUACAAUAUUAAGAAGGUUCGCAGCAGCACCAGCAAGAGGCUCUACCUAAAAACAGGCCCCCGGAUGCCUUACAAACUCUAUCACUACCAGUUCAGGAUUCAGUUUGUUAACCAGAUGGUGGAGAUCGAGCCCUAUCUCACCAUCUCCCUCUCUGGAACAAAGGAGGAGAGUGGAGACCUCCCCAUCCAUGUCACUGAAACGAUUUUAGGUAACAAGACCUUCACCUUCCUGAUUACUCUGGACAAAGACUUGGGGGAUCUGAUGAUGUUAAAGUUGCAUUGGGAGGGAUCAGCUCUGUGGAAGACAAUGUGGAACCGGGUGCAGACCUUCAUCCCCUGGGGUGGCGAGCAACACAAACCAGUGAUGACUGUGGGCCAUGUCAGAGUCAAAGUAGGAGAGUCGCAGAAGAGGACAUCUUUCUGUGCCAAGACAAAUGAUGGACAACAAAUUGAAGUUUCACAGGAUAAAAUAUUUGUGCGCUGUGAAGGAGACACGUCAAAAAAACAGCGCAGAAGGAAUCACAACUGACAGACUUGUUUGAUCCAUAAUCCAUUCAACAGACGGAAGAUAUCUAAACAACUGGGCAGACUUCUGUAAACUUCUGAAAACCAUCAAUGGUCUAAAAAUUGUGAUGCAUAAAGCUCCCAUGAGGGGUUUUAAACAGACUGGAAUUAAUACUCUAUGACCUACUAAAGCAACAAGACCAAAUGUGACACGAUUGAUUCUUUCUAUAUUUGUUUAUGUCAUGCCUUUAAUCACUGCUGUGGUGUAGGUGUCAUGUGAAGUGGUUAAAUGGUGUUGCUGAAACAGCAGAUUUUUUACAUUUUCCAAGUCAAAAAUUCUCAAUGAGUGAUGUAUUUAACUGUCAAAAGAAAGCAGAAUGAGAUUGUUUUCUUUGCUGAAAAAUACUUAUUUUACAGGACAAAAUCAGCUAAGAGACAAGAAGUACCACCGAAACAAACUGAAAGUUCCUCACAGGAGCUUUAGGAAACAGUGUGAAGUUUGAAAGAAGUUGAAUCCUGGGAAGAUGUGACUAGAAAAAACAAACAUGUCCACCAUGUUUAAAUUUACAGAAACAUGCCUAUAUCGGAUUAUGUGAUCAAUUUAUGAAUAACUUGAAUAUUUCAUGUGAUCCCUGUACCCUUACUAAACUGUGAGUUUGAAGAGCAUGUAGAGAUUUACAUUUGUGUCUUAAUAUAAGUGUCUUUCAGCCGUAUGAACAGUGUUUGCCAGUUCAAACAUCAACCAGACACACAGUCAAUGACCUCUCAGUGACAGGAAUUCCAGAGUUUGUACAUAACGUUUUUUUUCCCCUGUGAAUAUCCUAUGUAAAAUUAUUGAUCUCAUAAUUUAUGAACUCACAUUACUCGUCAAUAAAAACAUAUACAUGCAUGAAAUACACGUUAAUCAAACUUCAACCAGAGCAAUAAAUAAACCCCUCUGUACUUUUCUACUACUGUUGUUUGUUUUGUGCUUCAUGAUCAUGUUUAACAGACCGACUGAUUCCCAGAAUACACAAGCUGACA
Molecule: messenger RNA, 2687 nt
Organism: Labrus bergylta (ballan wrasse)
Lineage: Eukaryota; Metazoa; Chordata; Actinopteri; Labriformes; Labridae
Gene: lipca
Product: lipase, hepatic a
Biological process (GO): fatty acid biosynthetic process; triglyceride catabolic process
Molecular function (GO): lipoprotein lipase activity; apolipoprotein binding
Source: RefSeq, a predicted model, not a curated record